CAAAACGAACCAAGCCUUCAUUGGCUCCCUCUCCCUUCUCACUUCACACUCUCUACUUCACUAGACACUAGCUCUGACUCCAGUCGCUGUUCGGACUCUCUCACACCAACUCCCUUGAGGGGAAAAAAAAAUGGAAAUCUAGGGUUUCGAUUGCGAUGGGAUGCUUACAAUCCAAAACCAGCAACGUCCAUGCCCCCGACAUGGAAUCUGCCGAAGACAACAAGCCAGAUCCACAGAAUGGCGAGGUCUUGGAUCAGGAUCAAGUGCCGGCGUUCAAGGAGUUCGGGUUAUCGGAGCUCCGAUUAGCGGCUAAAGGGUUCAGCUCGGAGUUGAUCGUUUCCGAGAGUGGGGAAAAGGCACCUAAUGUUGUUUAUAAAGGGAAGCUUGAUGGAGGGAGGAUCGUUGCGAUUAAGAGGUUCUCAAGGCAGUCUUGGCCUGAUGCUCAGCAGUUUGCGACGGAGGCAGAAAGGGUGGGAAAGGUACGGCACAAGAGACUGGUGAACUUGAUUGGUUACUGUGCUGAGGGUGAUGAGAGGCUUCUUGUGGCGGAAUACAUGCCAAAUGAUACCCUAUCAAAGCAUCUGUUCCACUGGGACAAACAACCUUUACCAUGGGAAAUGCGAGUAAGAGUUGCAUACUACAUAGCACAAGCACUGGAUCAUUGUAAUCUUGAAAAUCGCAAAAUUUACCAUGACUUGAAUGCUUACAGGGUUCUUUUUGAUGAGGAUGGUGAUCCUCGUCUAUCAAGCUUUGGUCUUAUGAAAAAUAGCCGGGAUGGAAAAAGUUAUAGCACUAACCUGGCCUACACACCACCAGAGUUCUUGCGGACAGGCAGGGUCAUCCCCGAGAGUGUAAUUUAUAGUUAUGGAACAGUUCUUUUGGAUCUUCUAAGUGGGAAACAUAUCCCUCCAAGUCAUGCAUUAGAUUUGAUUAGAGGGAAGAACAUAUUGCUUUUGAUGGAUUCUUCCUUGGAAGGACAAUAUGCAAAUGAGGAUGCUUCUAAGUUGAUUGACCUUGCUUCGAAAUGUCUACAGUUUGAGGCUAGAGAUCGUCCAAACUCUAAAUUUCUUCUAUCCUCUGUGGAACCUCUCCAAACACAGAAAGAGGUGGCAUCACAUGUUCUAAUGGGCCUGUCCAAAACUCCUGCAGUUCUACCAACUAUGCUCUCUCCACUUGGAAAGGCUUGUGCAAGGAUGGACCUUACUGCAGUGCAUGACAUAUUGCUUAAGACUGGUUACAAAGAUGAGGAAGGUGCAGAAAAUGAGGAAAAAACGGCACCUUAUGCAGUUGAGGACGUAAUUGAUGAAGGGCCGAAAGGAGAUGAUUUGGAUGAGGUGGAUAACACCGAUGAUUUUGAGGCUUCCUCUGAAGAAGAGUUGGAUGCUAACCUUUCAUUUCAAGAAUGGACACAACAAGUGCAAGAGAUGUUGACUACAAAGAAGUUAGGUGAUACUGCAUUCAGAGACAAGGAUUUCAAAACUGCUAUUGACUGCUACAGUAAGUUGGUGAGCUUGAUGUCUGUUCCUUCUGCGACUGUUUUUGCACGCCGUGGCCUAUCAUACUUGAUGAACGGACAACCUGAGCUUGCUCUCCGGGAUGCAAUGCAAGCCCAAGUUUGUAUGCCCGAAUGGCCGACUGCUUUCUACUUGCAAGCUCUUGCUCUCUCAAAACUCGGAAUGGAGACAGAUGCUCAAGACAUGCUUAAUGAUGGAGCUGCCUUCGAAGCUAAGAAGCAGAAUGGUUGGCGAAGCUAGUUUCAUCCAUUGAUCCAUUUGAAAGAUUUAUAUCAGAAACGCCAUGUCGGUUAAAAUUGCACUGGGAGAAAAAAAAAAAGCUAGAUUUGUAUAAUCUGGAGAGGCUUGGAGCUGCUGCCUCCAAAUGCAAGUGAGUGGGAGGGGCAGCAAAUGAAGCAUUGUAUAGAAUGUUGAGGGCAGAGGUGAGAUACAUUUGGACGUUUCUCGAGCAUCUGUGCAUUUUAGGGUUUUAGGUUGGGGUUUAUAUUUGUGUUUCUAUGUUGGCCUUGUACUCUUUAGUUUGGGGGACUUUUGGACGGUGGGGGAUGGAAUGUGAAUGUCUUUAGGACUGUAAGGAGUAAGCAUGUUAUCUAUCUUAAAUAUUUAUUUAGUGAAAGAAACGUCUGUCAUGAGCUACAAUUUAUCAUGCGGAAAACCUUACUAAUAAGCCCUGCUAUAUUAUGCAUUAUUUUUAAUUUUGCAUCGAGGCAUUCAGAGUCAAUUGGUGGACUGUUGUAGAAUAGGCGAAUAUCUAAAUGUUAAGCAGUGUUCUUCGAUU
Messenger RNA from Asparagus officinalis (garden asparagus), 2292 nucleotides. RefSeq names its product probable serine/threonine-protein kinase At4g35230. The transcript is spliced from 11 exons. Bases 156 to 1754 code for a protein of 532 amino acids. NCBI's taxonomy places the organism in Eukaryota, Viridiplantae, Streptophyta, Magnoliopsida, Asparagales, Asparagaceae. The record is from RefSeq and is a predicted model, not a curated record. Gene Ontology annotation, molecular function: protein binding; ATP binding; protein kinase activity. Gene Ontology annotation, biological process: protein phosphorylation; brassinosteroid mediated signaling pathway.